GUGUGUGUCAUUUGCUUUCUGAAUUUCGUUUAACAAAGUGGUGUGCGCAGAAGAGGCGCUCGUACGUCAAAAACACUUCAACAGAAAAGAAUACACAUCAAUUUAUUGUAUGAGUCAAAAAACUGAAAGACCAGUGCUAUCGGGUCAACGCAUCAAGACCAGAAAAAGAGAUGAAAGAGAAAAAUAUGACCCAACGGGAUUCCGUGAUGCGGUCAUUGCUGGUCUCGAAAAAACUGAAGGCGACCUGGACCAAAUCUCAAAGUUUCUAGACAGCGCGGGCAACAAGCUCGAUUAUCGUCGUUACGGUGAAGUGCUGUUUGAUAUAUUGAUUGCGGGUGGUCUAUUAGUCCCUGGCGGCUCUAUAUCUCAGGAUGGCGAAAAGCCACGCACAAGUUACUGCAUAUUCGAUGCACCCGAGGAUAUGGAGUCAAUGCGCAACCAUGAGCAGGUGUUUGUUAAACUCAUUAGACGGUACAAGUACCUUGAGAAAAUGUUCGAGGAGGAGAUGGGUAAAGUUUUGUUAUUCGUAAAGGGCUUUACGCCAAGUGAACGUAUUAAACUCGCGCGCAUGACUGCGCUCUGGUUAGUUAAUGGCUCUGUACCACCUAAUGUAUUGCUGGUACUAAACAAUGAGCAUCUGAUUAAAGAUGGCAUUGCACUCGAGUUUUUAUUGGAGCUAUUCUUGACGUUCAAGCAAGAGAAGGGCAUUGCAUAUCUUAUUCAGGCGCUAAAAAAGGGUGGACUGGAAAGCAAACUUAUGGACUUUUUCCCACCAAAUAAACGUACUGAGGAAUAUUUUAAACAAGUUUUUCUUGACAAAGAACUCAAUGAGAUCAUUAAAUUGCAUAAAGCGCAAGCUAGCCAAGAGGCCAAACGUGAACUGCAGCAGACUCUCAUUGACGAUAUUAACGACGAAAAGGCACACAAUGAGAUAACUGCAGACAUCAAAGAGUUUGCACUACGUACCAACAUUCCUGAUCAUGAGAUAAUUGUUAUUAUUUGGUCCACAAUAAUGUCACUGGGAGAAUGGAACAAAAAGGAGGAGCUCGUCACAGAUCAAGCAGUGCGUCAUCUAAAAACAUAUUGUCCACUGUUGCAGGCGUUCGCCUCAACGGAUCGUUCAGAAUUGGCAUUGAUAUUAAAAGUGCAAGAAUUCUGUUACGAAAACAUGAAUUUCAUGAAAGCGUUCCAAAAGAUCAUCUUAUUGUUCUACAAGACCGAAGUAUUGUCCGAGGAAAUAAUCUUGCGCUGGUACAAGGACGGUCACUCCAACAAAGGCAAGAUGCAUUUCCUUGAACAAAUGCGCAAAUUCGCUGAAUGGCUACAAUCUGCCGAGGAAGAAUCUGAAUCGGAGGAUGAGCAGAAACUAGGCGACUAACAAUUAUAUUGAGAGCGCAGUCUAUUAUAUCGGCAUUAAAACAAAUUUUGCAACUAUACGGAGCCGCCAUCAUCCAUUAUAUAUGUUUAUCAAUAUAAAUAUAUAUAUAUACCCAUAUGUAUAUGUAUUUCGCAUUAACAACAGCCAACCGAACUACACUCCCCUUUGGAAGAUAUUCCUAGAAGUUAAA
This is a messenger RNA of Drosophila arizonae, 1568 nucleotides long. RefSeq names its product basic leucine zipper and W2 domain-containing protein kra (gene kra). Gene Ontology annotation, cellular component: membrane; cytoplasm. NCBI's taxonomy places the organism in Eukaryota, Metazoa, Arthropoda, Insecta, Diptera, Drosophilidae. The record is from RefSeq and is a predicted model, not a curated record. Gene Ontology annotation, molecular function: protein binding.